This is a messenger RNA of Salvelinus sp. IW2-2015, 1177 nucleotides long. The record is from RefSeq and is a predicted model, not a curated record. Lineage: Eukaryota; Metazoa; Chordata; Actinopteri; Salmoniformes; Salmonidae.
UCAAGUUGCCCAAUUUACUACUAUCUAAUUAUUCAAAAUGGGGAAGCUGGUUGUCAUAUCACUUUUUGCUGCUGCUUUAUCAGCAUUUGUUGGAGAGAGAGUUAUUAACUUAAGGAAAAGGACUCUUGCUUCCAGAAAGCUUGUCCAAACCCACCUCCCAAACUGCCAUCCAAUCAAAAGCCUUGAGUACGGAUCAGAGGACCUCACAAUACUUCCCAAUGGACUUGCUAUUAUUAGCACUGGCUUGAAGGAUCCUUUAUUGCCAUCCUAUUCAGAUGCCCCUGGAAAGAUGUAUACCCUUGAUAUGAGUGAAGAUUCUAGGAUGAAACCAGUGGCUCGCAUGGGGAGAGGCUUUGACCUGGACUCCUUCAAUCCACAUGGAAUCAGUGUAUACACAGAUGAGACGGAUAACUCAGUAUACCUGUUUGUGGUCAAUCACCCUCAACAAAAAACCCAAGUGGAGAUCUUUCUGUUUGUUGAGGAGGACCACGCCCUUGUCUAUGUGAAAACCAUAAAGCAUGAAUUCCUUCACAGUGUGAAUGACAUUGUGGCUGUGGGAGUGGAGAUCUAUGCCACCAACGAUCGCUAUUUCAGUGGAGGCACUCUGAAUACUCUGGAGGUACUUCUGGCUCAGCCCUGGUCCGUUGUGUAUUACAGCCCUGAAGAGGUCAAAGUAGUGGCUGAGGGAUUUUACAUGGCCAAUGGCAUCAACAUCUCACCUGACAAAAGGCACAUAUAUGUGGCAGACUUAUUUGACCACAACAUACAUGUGUUGGAGCGACUGGAAAGCAAUGGUUUGGCCCCAGUGAAGUCGUGUGGAAGUGGCUCUCUUGUUGACAACAUUAAUGUUGACCCUGAGACUGGCGACUUGUGGAGUUGUCACCCUAAUGGCUGGAAACUAUUUCAAAAUGAUCCUGAGGAUCUUCCUGGAUCUGAGGUGAUUCAGAUUAAAGACAUCCACUCUGAGAAGCCAGUGGUGACCCAGGUCUAUGCUGAUGACGGCAGUGUGCUCAUAGGAUCCUCUGUAGCAGCUCCCUAUGGAGGAAAGCUUCUCAUUGGAACAAUCUACCAGAAAGCCUUGGUCUGUGAUCUAGCCAAGGAUAGACCAGUAGCCAAUGCUCUAUGUAGAAAACAGGCAUCCGACGUGGUUGUGUGUCGGAAGAGUGCAAUUGUGUAA